Molecule: messenger RNA, 5814 nt
Organism: Acipenser ruthenus (sterlet)
Lineage: Eukaryota; Metazoa; Chordata; Actinopteri; Acipenseriformes; Acipenseridae
Product: E3 ubiquitin-protein ligase ARK2C-like
Exons: 8
Coding region: 106-1164 (352 amino acids)
Molecular function (GO): ubiquitin protein ligase activity; zinc ion binding
Source: RefSeq, a predicted model, not a curated record
GCAGCUGCAGGAUCUGCUCCACAUUUGAAUGUAUAAGGGAUCGGAAGGGACCAUUUCCAUGGGCCAUCUGUUACACAGACUGCAGCGCUGACAAAGGUUCCCAGGAUGGUUUUAGUGCAUGUUGGAUAUCUGGUUCUUCCUGUUUUUGGCUCUGUAAGAAACAGAGGUGCCCAUUUUAACAGGCAUCAGCACAGCCAUGCUACCUCCUGUCGGCACUUCCACCUCGGCCCCCAGCCUCAGAUGCAGACUGAGUUCACCCACCCUCACCCCCACCCUGGGCAGACCCAGCCAGGCAUGAACCCACACCUGCCGUCUGCUCACCAGCAUGCCACACAGCUCCAUCAGCCUCUGACACCCCUGACAGCCCCGCAGUUCCAAGACGUACCGGGACCCCCUUUCCUACCUCAGGCCUUACACCAGCAAUACCUCAUCCAGCAGCAGCUACUGGAGGCACAGCACAGGAGGAUCCUUCCACACCCCAGGCGGAUUCAGGAUCGAGUGCCCAUUCACCCACACAGGCUACGCUCCGGCUAUGACUACCCUCCCAACCUGCAUGUUCCCCAGCCAAUGGGGCAGCAGCCAAGGUACCUGGCGGAAGGCACGGAUUGGGACCUCAGUGUGGAUGCAGGAUUUUCUCACCCUCAGUAUCAAGUCAGGCAACUUCCCCAACACUAUCAGCAUUACUUGGCCACUCCCAGAAUGCACCACUUUCCAAGAAACGCAUCAUCAGCACAAGUGGUUGUUCAUGAAAUCAGGAAUUAUCCCUAUCCACAACUGCACCUGCUAGCCCUGCAAGGACUCAACCCUACAAGACAUGCUUCAGCAGUGAGGGAAAGUUAUGAGGAGCUGUUGCAGCUAGAAGACAGGCUGGGAAGUGUGAACCGGGGAGCGGUCCAGACCACUAUCGAGAGAUAUACCUUCCCACACAAGUAUAAGAAGAGAAAACCGCAUGAAUUGAAAUUAGCCAUGUAUGAAGAGGAGGAGUCAGACAUGGAUGAGAAAUGCACAAUCUGUCUUUCCAUGCUGGAAGAUGGAGAAGACGUCAGGAGGUUACCUUGUAUGCAUCUCUUCCAUCAAGGCUGUGUGGACCAAUGGCUGGCCACCAGUAGGAAGUGCCCUAUUUGCCGAGUGGACAUUGAAACUCAGUUGACGCCUGACAGCUGAUGCUUCCCUCCCUCCUGUCUGGAUCUCCUGCCAUUCCUUGGUUCCUCAGGCAUGUUGCCAAAUGUUUCAAAGUCUUCACCGCUUUCAACCCUGCCUUCUGAGACAAGAGAGAAGACGACUCAACAAGCACACUCAAACAAAUCAAAAGGCGGGAGGGCAGGUAGCAGCGUUGGGGCCUUGCUUAUCUCGGGAGCUGGUUUUCCCAGAUAACACAAUAAGCACAGCUCUAUAUUUAUUAAAGCCAUUUCAUAAAGAAAGUACUAAAAUUCAUAGCAUGCAGUCCUUAACCUGUUAAGGAUUUGUACAUAUACCUCUACAUUGGCUGGGGUAUUAUUUGUUUGCCUAAUGCAUAUUGGUAGCUGUAUGGAAAGUGGCUUGCAUUUUAGCCCCCUGAUGAACUGCAUUAGGGGCCUCUAUUACAUUUAGUAUGACUACUUACUGAAAUAUUGUAUUAGCUUAAGUCUAGUGGUGUUAGGGGUUGUCUGUAGUCUUCUUGUGAGCACAGGUAUUUUUAUUACCAGAACUGUUUCAAUGCAACUGUUACGUGGCACAUCAAGGCAUCUUACUGAAGGAUGGAUGCCUCGACACUGAAGCAUAAGAACAAACCUCUGAAGAAAGCUCAAGGGUGUUUGUUUUUGGGGGGGGGGGGGCUUUGGUGCCCUGUACAAUGCAGAAUAUAAAAGUAAAUACAUAUUCCUGCUGAACAGAAAGAAAAUCUCUUCCCAAGUCGGUAGUACCGACCUACUCCCUCCUUACCACAGUUAACAACGGUGCAUCUUCGCACUGUAGGCACACCAUAAAAAAAAAAAUGCAUGUUUAAAUGUUGGCUUAGGCAGUUUUGUUAGUAUGUGACAAGGAUGGGUGUCUGUGCAUGAAAUUGUUAUCCGAGAGACGUGAUUUUUGUGGGGGAACAGAAAUGGAAAUGGCAUUACUGACACAGGGUAUCCUGUCUUCAUCUUGUCAUUGUAUUGGUUGCUGGUGGAUCCUAUUUAGAUGUAUACCUUAAUGCCUAAAGAACAAGCACAUUUCAUAUGACAGAGCAACAAGCUCUUCUUCAUCUUCUUUUUAUUCUUUAUGACUGCAAAAACCAUCCAGUGUUUGGAGAGAAUGAUAAGCUACUGUGUGUAAACUCUUGUAUUUUGGUGUAUCAGAUCUCCCCCACAUGGUUGCUAUGCUGUGUUGCUAGACCAACGCUGUAGAAUAUUCUACGACAGUUGCAGUAUCCCUGUUAUAUUUCGGGUUUAUCAAUAUCAAAGGGCAUGAUAUAGCUAGGGGAAAAAUAAGCCAUUCUUUUGAAAACCAAACAUCUAUCUCUAUCUAUCUAUCUAUCUAUCUAUCUAUCUAUCUAUCUAUCUAUCUAUCUAUCUAUCUAUCUAUCUAUCUAUCUAUCUGCAAUGAAAGUGCAUUAAAUUAAGACACAAGACUGUUUUGUAACAUCCAAUGUAUUACAGUUCUACUGAAUUAAAACUACAGUGGUGAGAUUAUAGUAUUAUAGGUAUAGAACAGUACAGUGCAGUUACACAGUCUAAAUGCACUCCAUACGAAUCUGACCCAACUGCAGUUGUUAUAUAUGGGUAUGUACCUAUCUAUGCAUGUGUUUAUCUUUCUAUUUGUUCAAUCUUAAUCUGCUCCAUUGCUGCUAGGUAGCGCUGGGUUUCAGUAUCAUUUUUUUUUCAUACUGAGCAUUCUUGGGCAUUCUGCUGGCAGUGCCCAUAUAUCUCCCCACCAGCAUGACAGCACAGAGCAGCUAGCUAGAAUUCUCUUAGCCAUUGUUUGAAGUAGAAGUUCUAUAGCAUACUGUACAAUAGUACUGCCAAAAUUAUUGUAAAAACUUAAUCACCUUUUAGCAAAGUGGUUAUUAAGAGGUUUUUUUUUGCAAUAGUACUUUUUUAAAAUCAUCUUUUAAGCCUUGGUCACCCAAAACCUCUUAAUGGGGAGGUCUCUGUGUUUGACUAAUAUAACUUAGUGGAGGUUUUACGUACUUGUUACAUUUCUUUUAAUUAGGUUUCAUCAUUGCUUAUAAUACAAUAAAAUAAAACAUUACAUGUUUUUAACAACUUCUAUUUAGAAAAAAAACAAAGGAAUUGCUACUGAGAAUAUAGGAAGUUGCAAACAUAUUUUUGCUAAAACACACAAUAAGUUUUAUGUAUACGGCUCACCAUAUUUAAACAAAAACAACAAUUUAGUGGAAUCUGGUGGGGAUGGGAGUGGGGGAUUAGACAUAUCACUUGUGUGCCUGUGGUUUUAGUUUCUUGCUGUCACAGAUCCCAGGCGUACAGUGAGCUUGGAACAGGAAUAAGAUUUCUAUUGAUUCAAUGUUGAACUUAUUGGAAUCUUCCCCAGUGCAUUUGUAGAGUAGAACGAUUAGAGCCUGCUAGCAAGUUACAGCCUCAGAGCAAGCAUGUAUUAUGAAAAUAAAUGGUGUUCUAGUGCUCAUGGCUUCACUGUCUAAAGAAAUGGGGAUACUGCAUUCUGCUUCCGUAGAGUGUCCUAUGAGAUUUUUUGAUAGUUUACAGGGUGUUGUGAGUUGAAAUGCCUUAAGUAUUUAACAAUCAUAAUUUAUUACUAACUGUAGAUAUUGUGGGUAUGAAUAUAAUUUUUUAUAGUUUGAUUUUUUUGCUAUUUUAAUUAUAAUUUAUUUAUUUAGAAAUAACAUGAAAUGUAAAAAAAAAAUAUUACCUCAUUUUACAUUGUUUUAUGGGAAUGCUUUGCAUGCGGUGGUAUUUUACAGAAAAACAAAAAAGCAAAAAAAAUCCACUUUUCUUUUUAAUUUAAGAGAUCAGGGUGUGUGAUUCAGACGUGUAGUACUGUGGUGCUGUUAAUCUUGGAUACAUUCCAUUAAAAUGCAAUUUCUAUGAUUCUGUAUGCUGUGAUCUAGUGGACAAACUGCAAUAUAGUGGAGAUGGUUUAGUAUGUAUCCUUUUGUUUUUGCACUCUUAGUUAAUACUGGCUACCCGUCCACUGGCAUUUUAUAAGAAGUUUUCCUUUGAACUGUGUUUUUUUUUUUGCCAUUUUUUGAAAUACAUCUUUUGAACCAGUUCUACCAUUACCUAUUUAAAUCUCUUGUUAAACAGAUAAAACAUUUUACUUUUCAUAAGUUAACAGCUCCAAGUGCCUCUCUAUUUUAGUGGCAAAUAAGCUUUUACAUUUUUAGUUACCUUAACUGCAGGUUUGGAUUCUACUAUCCUAAUGGUUUAUUCUUCUGGUUCAAAGUCGUAAUUUCUCUAAAUGCAUUGUAAUUCAUUAAGUAAAGGACAACUUGCUUAUCAUGUUUAAGGGAAUUAUAUAAAAAAUGAAUAUGAAAGAUAUUGCCGUGGCAUCUUUCUAUUUAUUGACACUUUUUGUUCAUAAAACAGGACUGGCAUAAAUUCAGCUUUAUACGUUUGCCUGCCUUCUUUUUGUGCAUUCCAAUUUAGGUGCUGUUUCCAAGAUUACAAUACACAUUUUCACAUGUACUCAAUCCCUCCAAUGUAGUAUUAUUGUAUUCCCCCCACCCCUACCCCCCACAGUUAUUAUAAAUCUGAGACAUGGUGCAGCCGUGCAAUUUUAUAUGCAAACCAGCUGACUCCAGGUAACAUGCAGUACAGUGGUAUUUUGUACUUGUUAUCAUAGGUUUGGGGGAUAUAUUUCUACCUUGCUGAGUCAUCAGAUUACCUAUUUAUUAAUCUGUGAAUGCUCGGUCCAUGCCUAGGCCUCGGAGACACAAAGUAGCCGAGAGACAGAAUGUGCGCACAACCAUGACAUAUCUUAGGCACAGUCUUCGAAGGGUCGCUUGUUUGACUACACCAGGAAAUCUUAAAUUGCUCCCAAAAACAACGCUUUAGAAAGAAAGCGCCGUAUUCUUUCAGCUGAUGAUUUAAAGGUAUCAUUUCCAAUCACAUGUCCUCCUAUAGCUAAUUCUGUUUUACCGUGCACCCAGUAUGUACAGCUUGGUAGAAUUGAGUCCUGAUCACUAACCAUUCACACUGCCACUUACCCCUUCCAGAUACUGAAUAAUGCCUUCCACUGCCUUUGUAUCCACUAUGUUAGAUUUCCAGCCACAGUAGUAAAAAUGGAAAACAAGAAUGACUUCUAUUUUAAAACACAACCUAUUUACGUGCAUGUUUUUUUGUUUUUUUUUCCUCAGGUCUGAAUAUAUACAUUUUAAAACAGCAAAUAUAUAUUGCAGAUUCAUGUUUUAAGUAACAAAUGCUGGCUUGCUGCUGCUCAUUUUAAAAAGGUGUGUUUCUUUACAAUGCCAGUGGAAAGUUUGCCCCAUUUUAUUUUUCUUUGUACAAGCAACUGCUGUUUUGCUGUAACAGCGCAAUGUUUUAUUACAUAGAAUAUUUUAUAGAAGAAAAAAAUUGAAAUAUUUAUCAUUAAUAUUAAAGCAAUAGCAUAUUAAUGAUGAUGAAGCAGAACUAGAAAAGUGUAUCAUGUGUGAAAUCCUAGAUUCACUUUUGGUGGAUUUUGUACUUUAUUUAUUACUACGACUACUACUAAUAAUAAUAAUAAUAAAACAAAUAAUAGUAAUAAUUGCAUUGCUAAACCCAAACUGUUCUGUUCUCUUUUCAUUUCAAAGGCUGUAUAUUAUCAUUUUUUUUGUAUGUGUUUUUUAAAUAAAUAAUUUAAAAAUGCAAAACAAAACGUGCUGUAGAAAAACAAACUUCC